Molecule: messenger RNA, 3325 nt
Organism: Empidonax traillii (willow flycatcher)
Lineage: Eukaryota; Metazoa; Chordata; Aves; Passeriformes; Tyrannidae
Gene: COL13A1
Product: collagen type XIII alpha 1 chain
Exons: 45
Coding region: 477-2885 (802 amino acids)
Source: RefSeq, a predicted model, not a curated record
CGGCGGAGAGGUGCUUUGGGGACCGAGCGGGACAGGGGCGUCCCACUGCCCGAUCCCACCCCGGCGCUUUGCAUAAAUAAAUAAAUCAUGCAGCAAGGGAGAGGUGGAGAGAGAGAGGGAGAGCAGAGGAGGUUACUUUGGGAAGCCGCGCAGCUCGCUCAUCCCAGCCCCGUAGUUCGAAGGGAGUGUGUCAUGUUACAGGGGAGCCACGAUCAGCCAGAGCACAACGUCGCCGGAGCAGCUGAGAAUUACCUCUCUCUAAUGGGGACUUUCGUGUGCAAGCUCCUAGCCAGUCUGCGAAGGAACUGAAACGGGCAGCUUAGAAGGAAUCAAAAACCUCCCAGCGAACCAAAAGACUGAAACACAGGAGGGAAAAAAAAAAAAAAAAUCUCGAUCAGAUUAUUUCCCCCCCCUCGCACUCUUUGCUGCAGUUGGACCUCUUUUUUUCUGCACCUCUUUUAUGUGACAGGGAGGGAAUGUUGGAAGAGAAGAGCUGGAAAGGCGUCGACGAAGCAGCUUUUGACAGGGGGUGUGUGACUCCCCCCAGGACCGGCGAUGGGGAGAGAUGCUGCCGCCUCCCUCUCCUGCUGGGCUCGGGGCUGCCCGGCGUCUCCCUGCUUUCUCUGGUGCUGAGCCUCCUGCUGUACUUUCGGACCUCCGAUCUGCAGUCCCGGGUGUCCCACUUGGAAGCGGACAGACCCACACAGCUCCCUGCCUGGCUCUCAGCAGACCAAAUGGAGACAGCUAUUUUGGGAAGAGUUGACCAACUGCUUGAUGAGAAAUUGAAGUUUCACUUGCCGAGACAUCGAGAAGUUCGAGACACACACCAGCGAUGCAACUGCCCAGCAGGUCCGCCUGGAGACAAAGGUGCGAUGGGGAUCCCUGGGCGGCCGGGACUAAAAGGGCAAUCUGGAGAAAAGGGUGCUCCAGGAGAAGCCGGCAUGUCUAUCAUCGGGCCCCGCGGUCCGCCCGGACAGCCUGGAACAAGAGGUUUUCCUGGAUUCCCGGGCCCUAUUGGCUUGGACGGCAAACCGGGUCAUCCUGGACAGAAGGGAGAGACGGGUGCUACAGGUCCCAGGGGACAACCUGGACCCCCAGGACAAAAAGGAGAAAAGGGUCAGUGUGCAGAGUACCCGCACAGGCUGUUGCCUCUCCUCAAUUCAGUGCGGCUGGCUCCACCUCCGGUCAUAAAGAGACGCACUUUCCAGGGUGAACAAGGACAAGCAGGGAUCCAAGGUCCCCCAGGGCCCCCUGGACCACCAGGGCCCGCUGGACCGGCUGGACCUGAGGGAACCCCAGGACGUCCUGGGCCAGUUGGACCCCCUGGCAGAGCAGGAGAACCUGGGAAGCCUGGCAGAGACGGAAAGGGCUUACCUGGGCCUCCUGGACCAAAGGGAGAGGCUGGGAUUCAGGGAUACCCUGGCAGAAAGGGUGAGGUGGGCGAGUCCGGCCUGCCCGGUGCCCGUGGCCUCCCUGGAGCCUCUGGCCCCAAGGGUGAAAAAGGGGACGCUGGCAUAAAGGGGGAGAGAGGCAUGCCAGGGCUGCCGGGAAGACAUGGCUCUAAGGGCGCUCCUGGGAUGGCCGCCGCGGGGAUGAAGGGCGAGCCUGGGACUCCAGGAGAAAAGGGAGAUCCUGGAGUCCCAGGGAGGAUGGGCCCCCCAGGUUUGCCAGGGAAGAGGGGGCAGCGGGGUGAGAAGGGACGAGCUGGUGACCCUGGGCUUCCUGGACUCCCUGGGCCAAAGGGAGAUAAGGGAAUUGCUGAGAAUGCCUUGGUGGGAGCUAAAGGAGAACCUGGCCCUCCAGGUCUGCCUGGACCCCCUGGACCAAAGGGAGAAGCUGGUGACGUUGGCCGGCCUGGUGCUGCAGGGUCACAGGGAGAAAAGGGGGAACGUGGUUCACCAGGAGACCAGGGACCCAUGGGCCCAAGGGGCCCCAAAGGAGAGCCUGGGAAGGAUGAAAUUAUGGACUAUGAUGGGAACAUCAGUGAAGCUCUCCAGGAAAUAAGAACUCUGGCCUUGAUGGGACCCCCAGGACUUCCAGGUGUGGCUGGACCUCCAGGGCCACCAGGACAGAAGGGUGAAAUUGGCUUGCCAGGUCCUCCAGGCCACGAUGGAGAGAAGGGACCACGUGGCAAGCCUGGAGAAAUGGGCCCCCCUGGCCCUCACGGGCUGCCCGGAAAGGAUGGACCCCCAGGAAUAAAGGGAGAGCCAGGCCAUGCUGGGGUCAGAGGAGAGAAGGGUGAUAAGGGAGAGCCAGGACAAACAGGCUCACCGGGUCUAGAUGGCCCCACUGGAGAGAAAGGCGAACGAGGUGACCAAGGGAUGCCAGGACCGUCAGGAUUGCCGGGUCCCAUUGGACUUCCAGGACUGACAGGAGAGAAGGGUGAGCCUGGGGAACGUGGAGACAAAGGAAAUCCAGGAGAAUCGAUAUCUGGCCCCCCCGGACCCCAAGGCCCUCCUGGACCUCCAGGUCUUCAGGGCGUCCCAGGACCCAAGGGGGAAGCAGGGAUUGAUGGAGUGAAAGGAGAGAAGGGUGCCCAGGGUGAAAAAGGAGACAGAGGGCCACUGGGAUUACCCGGUGCUUCAGGUUUAGACGGCAGGCCUGGACCACCGGGUACUCCAGGACCAAUUGGGGUUGCAGGACCAGCAGGACCAAAAGGAGAAAGGGGCAGUAAAGGAGAUCCUGGAGUUGCAGGACCAAUGGGGCCAGCAGGGCUUCCUGGUUUACAAGGUCUGCCUGGUGACAAGGGAAUCCGGGGGGAGAGGGGCAAGAAAGGCUCUAGAGGGUCUAAAGGGGAUAAGGGAGACCAAGGAGCGCCUGGAUUAGAUGCACCCUGUCCGUUGGGGGAAGACGGGCUUCCAGUUCAAGGCUGCUGGAAUAAGUGAUGAUUCUAACCCUGGACUGGCCUGUGUGUGUUACUGUACAUAGGAUAUUUAUUUUUAUACAGUGUUCUUCUCCAAAAUGCCAAAAGUUACGCAUUUUUACAAAUUAUCAAAAAGCUGCAUAUUUUUUUUGUACAGAAAAUACUAGAUUUUUUUCCCCCCUGUUUGUCAGUUCUCUGUAUGAUUCUACGUCUGCAUUAUGCUUGUUUUGUCAUGGAGUACAGCUGUAAUAUUUACAUGAUACUGGUGCACACAUGAUGAAUAUAGGAACUUAAUAAAUUAUUGCAUUAAAGAUGCCCGAAGGAACUGCCCUGUAUAGAUUUAAAGGUCAUUUUCAUUUUCCAAGCUGGGUCAUUCAAGAAUAUUUCAAAGUAUUAUGUAUUUUUUAUUAAAGUGAAAUAUAAACAGUUUUGUUGUGACUGAAUUAAAGUGUUGCUGAAAAA